This is a messenger RNA of Schistocerca piceifrons (Central American locust), 564 nucleotides long. RefSeq lists its product as uncharacterized. NCBI's taxonomy places the organism in Eukaryota, Metazoa, Arthropoda, Insecta, Orthoptera, Acrididae. The record is from RefSeq and is a predicted model, not a curated record. Bases 1 to 564 code for a protein of 187 amino acids. The transcript is spliced from 3 exons.
AUGGCAUCGAAAGAUUCAUCAAAGCGGAAACAAGCAAUAGAAGAGGAAAUGACAUCCCUGAAGAAGAACAAAACUUGGGAUCUAGUACCAUUACCACACAACCGCAAGGCGUCUGGAUAUGACACUGAUGUUUACCUGGAAUUUUAUGUGGAUGAUGGAUUGCUUAUUUGUAAGUCUCCAAAAAUACUGGAAAAUAUUUUGACAGCAUUGGGAUCAAUGUUUGAAAUUACUGUGGGCAAUGGAAAAUACUUCUUUGGAUUGGAAAUAAAACACAGCCCUUCUACAAAAGAAAUAUGUAUAGGCCAGGAAAGAUACAUCAAUUGCUUACUUCAGAAGUUCAACAUGGAUAAUUCAAAACCGAACUCCACCCCUUUUGAUGUUGGAACUAUGUUGCACAGUGGGCAGUCUACUGCAAACCAACAUGAGCGGACCAUGGACCUGAGCAUACGGUACAAAGCUGACUCUACUGGACUGGUGGUCUACUCAGAUGCGACUUUGCUGGUGACUGCGACACCCAUCGGUCAACAACAGGCUAUGCGAGCUUGUCAGCAGGUGGGCCUGUGA